AGUCAGCUCAGUCAGUUUCAAAGCCGUGUUUUUACUGUGAGCACACGCAUUUAACGCAUUUAGUUUGCGAAUCUGACUAAAUUAAAUACGGAUUUUAGAAUAAUGUCUCAGCAACCUGUUGCUUUAUUAACGCGUAAAGAGUGCUUUAGUGCGAGUCAUCGUUUACAUAGCAAACAUUUAAGUGAUGAAGAAAAUGCUCAAAUUUAUGGUAAAUGUAACAAUCCGAAUGGGCAUGGACAUAAUUACACAGUUGAGGUAACUGUUCGCGGUCCCAUAGAAAAGCGUACCGGUAUGGUUAUGAAUAUAACUGAUAUAAAAUUGGCAAUGGAUGCGGUUAUAUUUAAGCAACUCGAUCAUAAAAACCUCGAUAAGGAUGUGGAUUAUUUCAAGGACUUGCCUAGCACCACUGAAAAUCUAACAAUUUUCAUUUGGGAUAAUAUACGUGAUAAAUUGAAAUACGCAGAACUUCUAUAUGAGGUGAAAGUGUACGAAACUGAUAAGAACUCUGUUACCUAUCGUGGACCGUAUCCGUAUAACAAUAAUCAAUAUUUGCAAAAUAAACGUUCAUCUAAAACUAGCUGCACAAAUAUAUCGUCAGAUUCUGAUUAAAGACGGCAUACAAUAAAUCGAUAAGAGACAACCAACCAAAGGCAACAGCGGCGACGAGAAUUACUAUGUAAAAUAGUUUAUAAAUUUUGAUUAAUAAAAACACAUAUACAAAUAAUACACAAAGCUUCCAUUCGAUGUUUCUUGCAUAUUUUUUGGCUUUGAUUUUAUUCUUUGGAUUUAAAAUUGACAAUAGUUUGAUUUUUUUCUUUUUUUCUCUCAGGAUAAAAUUGAAUUUUUGUAUUUAGUAAGAUAGAUAUAAUAAAGCUCACGUUUGUUUGAAUUUAUGAAAAGGAAUUGAGCAACAGUUUUGAUUGACAUACGUACAAACGUAGGCAUGCAAGAAUAUAAAUGCUAGAAUAUAGAAGGAAAAAUUUUCUAGUUAUUUGUAUUGUAUGCUUUCCUGAAAAAUAAGUCUACAAUUUACGCCAUAAAAGUAUAUACGCGUGUACAUGUUGUACGUAAAUAUUCUUUUGUAGACAUUAUAUACUAAUUAAGCUUAUAAUUUUUUUUUUUUUAUUCAAUUAAAAUUUCUAAUAUAACGUUUUUCAAUCACAACAAUAUUUGAUAUUGAGUUUCAUUUUGAUAUAACGUUACGUUUGUGCAUCGUUCAUUAAAUAGCUAACUAUGUUUUAUCUCAACUAUAUAUUUAUAAUAGAUUUUUAAUAAACUUUUAAUUAUCAACUAUUAUAUUUAAAUAUUUGA
Molecule: messenger RNA, 1311 nt
Organism: Glossina fuscipes
Lineage: Eukaryota; Metazoa; Arthropoda; Insecta; Diptera; Glossinidae
Gene: purple
Product: 6-pyruvoyl tetrahydrobiopterin synthase
Exons: 4
Coding region: 103-609 (168 amino acids)
Biological process (GO): tetrahydrobiopterin biosynthetic process
Cellular component (GO): mitochondrion
Molecular function (GO): 6-pyruvoyltetrahydropterin synthase activity
Source: RefSeq, a predicted model, not a curated record